Molecule: messenger RNA, 750 nt
Organism: Symbiodinium necroappetens
Lineage: Eukaryota; Dinophyceae; Suessiales; Symbiodiniaceae
Source: the annotation of a GenBank genome assembly
AUGGAUCACCACUGUCCCUGGAUCUACAACUGCGUGGGCUUUAGGAAUCACAAGUACUUCUUCCUGCUGCUCCUGUACUCCGCGGCAGCUUGCAACUUCAUCACGGUCACCAUGAUCCCGACUGUAGAAUCUGCCGUGGAGCAGAACUCUGCCUUCGCGCAGAUGUUCCUCGUGCUCUUUGCGGAGACGCUCUCCGCCUUCUUAGGGAUCCUGAUCAGCCUCUUCUUCCUCUUCCACGUCUGGCUGAUGCUGCAGGCCAUGACUACGAUCGAGUUCUGCGAGAAGAGUAGCAAAGACCAGAGCUUUAGCGCCUCUGUGCACGACCGCGGCAUCAAUGGCAACAUUCGUGCUGUUCUCGGAGACUGGAUGAUUCUGUGGCUACUGCCAGUGUCACCUCCUUCUGGCAAUGGCACGGACUUUAUUGUCCUGCCCUCGGAAGCAGAGGGUGCCGAUGACCCCUUCAUCACCAAAACGCUGGAGCCCGACCGCGGGCUGCGACGGAAGAUGCGCCAGGCGGCCUAUGGUGCCACCGGCAGCGGCGUGCUGCCAGCAGAGCCCGACCGUGCAUUCCAUCAGCUCCGAAUGGCCCAGCUCAACCUCUACCUGGAUGCCGUGAGUCGGAAGCCAGAGGCCUUCGUGAAGGCCGUUGAGAGGCGCCGGCAAGACCAGGGACCCUUAAACGCAGAUGGGGUCAAUGCCCUCUCGAUUCGAGGGCUGCUCGCCGCAGAUGAGGGAGAGUCGACGGAGUAA